Molecule: messenger RNA, 4591 nt
Organism: Malaclemys terrapin pileata
Lineage: Eukaryota; Metazoa; Chordata; Testudines; Emydidae
Gene: TAB3
Product: TGF-beta activated kinase 1 (MAP3K7) binding protein 3
Exons: 7
Coding region: 367-2406 (679 amino acids)
Cellular component (GO): extracellular exosome
Molecular function (GO): ubiquitin binding
Source: RefSeq, a predicted model, not a curated record
UGGGUAGAGCGGGCUGGGCCCCUCCCCUUGUCGCCAGGCCGGCGGCCCGGAUCCCGGAAGCGCUUUACGGCCGCGCCCAGCGUUCCACAGCCCCCCCCACCCGCCCCCUCUUCUGAGCUCGCGCUGCCUGGAGACCAGUUCCCCCCUCCGCGAGCGGACAGGGGGGACCCGCCUCCGCCGGACCCAGGAGGAGGGGGGCGUCCCGGGCAGCCCCCGCCCCUCCCCCGUGUAGAACGAGGGGGAGCCGGGCAUGCUGCCGCCGCCGCCCCCCAGCGCACGAAAAUGCCUGAAGCAUCAGAAGAUCAUAUCCACUGGAAGACUUAUUGACUUCCAUUCUUGAGAAUCCCAGAACAACAUCAGUCUGGCAUGGCGCAGGGCAGUCAGCAACUUGAUGUGCAGUUACUCCAUGACCUCCGGCAACGUUUCCCUGAGAUUCCAGAAGGGGUGGUGUCUCAGUGCAUGCUCCAGAACAACAACAACCUUGAAGCAUGUUGUCGAGUCCUUGCGCAGGAGAGCAACAAAUACUUAUAUAGGGAGUACCAUAGCCCUGAUGACAGCAGAAUGAACAGGAAUCGCCUUUUGCACAUUAACCUGGGUAUUCAUCCCCAUACCAGCUACCAUGCAGGGGAAGGAGCUCAACUUAACGGUGGUCGUACACUGGUACAUAGCUCAAGCGAUGGACAUAUUGAGCCACAAUGCACAGCAGGUAAACAGCUGAUAUGCUUAGUUCAAGAACCACACUCUGCUCCAGCUGUUGUGGCAGCUUCUUCUAAUUACAAUCCAUUUUUCAUGAAUGACCAGAAUAGAAAUGCAGCUACUCCUCCACCGCAACCAGCUCAACAGCCAUCUUCCAUGCCACCAGGAAUGAACACAUCUGCUAUGCAAGGCCCUCAUCCUCCUACAUAUAUGCACAUACCUCGGUACAAUACAAAUCCCAUUACUGUUACAUUAUCGCAAAACCUCCCCUCUGGACAAACAGUACCCAGAGCUCUACAAAUUCUUCCACAGAUUCCAAGCAAUCUUUAUGGGACUCCUGGUUCUAUAUAUAUUAGGCAGACGUCUCAAAGUUCUUCAGGACGACAGACUCCUCAGAAUGCACAGUGGCACUCUUCUCCACAAGGCCCAGUUCCACAUUAUACUCCACGCCCGCUACCUGUUUAUCCACAUCAACAGAACUACCAACCUUCACAGUAUUCUCCUAAACAGCCCCAGAUUCCUCAGCCAGCUUAUCAAUCACCACCUGCAUCUCAGUGUCCUUCUCCUUUUGGCUCUCCUCAGCAUCAGGUACAGCCUACCCAAUUAGGUCAUCAGAGUUCACAUGUGUUUAUGCCUCCUAGUCCUUCAACUCUUCCACCCCAUCCAUAUCAACAAGCGCCCCAAAGUUAUCAAAAACAGGGUGGUCACUCAGUAUCUUAUCUCCCUUAUGGACCUAGCUUAUCCAAAGGUUCUAUGAACAAGAUAGAAAUUACAGUUGAGCCACCACAAAGACCUGGGACUGCAAUGAAUAGAAGUCCUUCACCAAUAAAUAAUCAGCCAUCUCAACGAAACCAGCACGCGCUGUAUGCAGCCACUACUCCGUCUUCAGGCUCUCCUUCAAGAGGUAUGUCAGGUCAACCAAAACCACCAUUUAAUGUUAAUCCAUUAUAUAUUACCUACACACAACCAACUGGACCUACAGGUCCACUAACACAGUCUCCCCGGGUAAUGGUAUCUCAGCCAAACUCAACAGUAUUUAAAAUCACAGUAGGUCGAGCGCAGACUGAGAAUCUUUUAAAUUUAGUGGACCAAGAGGAGCGUUCUGCAGCACCAGAACCUAUUCAGCCCAUUUCAGUAAUACCAGGAUCUGGAGGAGAAAAAGGAAUCCAUAAAUACCAGAGGAGUUCCAGUUCUGGAUCAGAUGACUACGCUUAUACUCAGGCCUUGCUAUUACAUCAGCGAGCAAGGAUGGAGAGGUUAGCAAAAGAACUGAAGCUUGAGAAAGAGGAACUUGAGCGGCUGAAAACUGAAGUUAAUAGCAUGGAGCACAAUCUUAUGCAGAGGCGACUUAGAAGAGUAAACUGUACGACCUCAAUCCCAACACCUGAGGAAAUGACCAGAUUGAGAAGCCUGAAUAGACAGCUCCAGAUAAAUGUUGACUGUACUCUGAAAGAAGUUGACCUCCUUCAAUCUAGAGGUAACUUUGAUCCGAAAGCCCUGAGCAACUUUUAUGAUAAUAUAGAGCCUGGUCCUGUUGUGCCACCAAAGCCAUGUAAAAAAGAGCAUCAAACCAGCUCCAAACAGACUCCACAGACUCAGCCAAGAGAUGAAGACUUUGAAGGGGCUCCAUGGAACUGUGAUAGCUGCACCUUUCUGAACCACCCAGCGCUAAACCGCUGCGAGCAGUGUGAAAUGCCACGUUACACCUGAAUCUGGAAAGGGUCUGCGUUAGGUUGAAAACCGCUUCCUGAGCCCACAGCCAUAGGAGAAGGAAACAUGGGGAACCUUUCAGUCCAUCUGCCAGGCCUUUGUUAGUCAACUAUUUUCAGAUUACAAGGGGGGGAGGAAAAGAUGUGAAACUGUUUCCACUUGUACUGCACUAAAGAAUAAAUUUGGGGAGUGGGGAGGGAAAUAUUCUUUUCUUAUCCCAUUGCAGUGAGCAAAGCAGAAAGGAUACCCAAAACCAGGAAAGGAUUCACUCUUUGAAGAAUGUAUACAGGAAAGCAGAUAAUUGCUGUUUAAUCCUGUGGCUGCAGUUACUGCUUAGUGGCUCUUAAUUUUUAAAUAUAGAAUUUUUAGUAAUGAUGUGAAAUAUUACAGUUAUCCCGACAAACUGAAGCCAUAGCUGACCUACCUGGUCCCAGCUAGCUGGAAAACAAAGGCUCCCUGUGCUUCUGGAUUGUAAACCACUGAAAAAGAAGACAGGAAAAUGCAACUGUAAAUUUUACAACAAAUAGAAAACAGAGAGAGGGGUAUUUGUAAUUGCUGCUUUUUUUCAGGGUGAUUUAAGUCUACACAAAAAUUUGCUGUUUUGAAAUUGUGACUUCUGGUGCGAAAAUGAGGUACUGUAUGAGCCUUAUAAAAAGUAGAAUUGGAGGUGAUUCUGCAAUCCCCUUUGCUUGUAUAGUGCUCACCAAGCAAUGUCAACACUGGUAAUUAACUAAGAACCAAUUCUACCAUAUUACUGAUGAAAAGAUUGCUGCAUGCUUUUAUUAGGCCAUUGUGUGGUAAAGCUAAAAGUAAAUUAUGCUUUUAUAAAUAACGUUCUCCUAAGACUGCUCUGUAGCAGGACAGUGAAUGUAUGACAAAUGCCAGAACUAUUCCAAAUUCUGUUUGGAAGUUUUGAGCUCAGCCAUGGCUGUGUAUGAGAAGUGUUUGCACCCUGUUACUUAGGCCUUUUCAGCUUCCAAUUUUGUGAAGAAUUCAUGAUGUUUACAGCACAGAAGGUACUUUGUGCCCCAAUCCUGAUUUAGCUGAAAAAGAAUUAAUCAAUAUUAGCUCUUCAAUAAAGGUUUAUUUGCACAUUGUUAAUAAACCAGCCUGUAUAAAUAGCAGAUGGCAGAUCUGGAAAAGUUGCACACUGCAUUUUUUUAUUUUGGUCAGGAAGUGUUUGCAAUAUAGUGAAGAAUACAAAACACUUGCAAACUAAAAAACAUACUGGUACUUUUAUGCAUAUAAUAUAUUGUAUUAUAUAAAAUGAUCAGUUUUGUUUAAACGCUUCAGUUUGCUGUAAUAAAGCAGUCAUUAUUUGUGAAAUCAGACCUUCUGGAUUUGGGCAGCUGAAUGAUUAUGAUGUGAAAUUGUGUGACUGAUUGAGGAUGGUUUUUAAGAAGCUGGUACAAUGCAUCUGAACUUUUACACUGUAACCAUUGUUUAAAAUCCAACAUUUUCACAGCAUUUGAAAGGGAGAGUUUUUGUUAUUUUGCCUGUAUUGCCUUUCUGAUGUUUUCCCUCCAUGCAGUUUAAAAAGAUAGCAGCAAAAACUGCUGUCUUGUGAUUCAGAUCAGGAACUGCCUUUUAUCUGGUAUGAUAUUGAAAUAUGUUUCUUCACUCAUUAAAUCCUAAACAUAAUCUAAAAUAAUCUAUUUAAUAAGUCUGCUUGAGAUCAAUUGAAGCAAAAUGAAGUCAAAGGCAUCGGAGUUGAGAUUUUUUUAAGUUGAUGAUGAUUUUGCACUGUAUGAUGAGCUCAUAUCUAAAAAAGAAAACAAAAAUUCCCUCUGUCCAGAUGAAGUUAAAAAUAAGAGUACAUUUUUGUAAUUCUGUUUGUAUAAAUGGACAGUGUGGCACAACUGAAGGGACAGUGUGGAAAACAGAUGAGCUGAAGCAUUUUACUUAAAACAUUUUUCUUCCUUGAGAGAUUAGCAACACCAUUACCUGUUGUAUAUUCACGUAUUCAAUACAAUACCAAUUCUGUCAUAGUUCUUCAGUGAUGAUGCCUUUUCUUUUGUAUGAUUUCAAUUUUCAGUCCUAUUUAUGGUAACUUUUUAACAGCUUUAGUUUCUGCUGGAAUAGCAAAAAUGGCAACUAAAAUGACAGUCAUCAGAUGAGAGUAACAGUAGCAUGCUUGAGAACAGUUGUGCCACUUUGUUUUAAGACAGUGUAGAUGCUGUUUUUU